GAUAAUCGACUAUCUUACCUUGCUGAAUUUUCUUCACAUCACCAACUACACCCCUCUUUCCCUACACCUGGUUCUUUUAAACCAUGUCUCACACAACUCAAAACAUGUCCCAAGAAGAGCUUAUUGCUUCCAAUGCAGAAUUGAAGACUCAAGUUGAAUACUUGGCAAAAGAAGUGGCAAAGCUCGCUAAAUUCAAGAUGAGUAUGGUUCAAACUCCUGAAGAAAGUGAAGAUGAAGAUGAUGCUAGUUCUGUUGCUACCAUAAGAACUAGAAAUCCAGAGAAGUCAGCCUCUGAUUUCAAGGUUGACAUGCCCACUUUCGAAGGAAAGAACGACCCUGAUGACUUUCUUGAAUGUGCUUAUUACGGUCCGCCUUCUUUCUACCAAUCACCUAACCGCCCUCCGUACCAUCCACCUUACCACCCACAUCAGAACCCAUAUGAUGAUGACUUCCAAGUCAACAAUGGGUCAGACUACUAUCCCUACCAUGAGGAAACACCAUAUGAAACCCCGUCUAGGAACUUUGGAUAUUUUCCAUACCAAAAUUCUGAUGGGGAUAAUUAUUAUGAACCUCAUGGAGAUAACGAUGACUAUGACCAAUAUGGGCCAAUGCACGACAAUCAAUCUGAUCCACUCCUCGAAGAGAUCAUAAGAUUAGAACAGAAAAUCUUCUAUUUCGACGAGGUUUUAUUUGCUGAAGGUUCCUGGUACGAACCACCUUACUCCCGUGACUACACUUUGUUUGCUAAAGAACAAAUUGAAGCAAACAAGGUGGCAAUUCGAGAAAGAGCAAAACUUCUCGAAUCAGUCCGGAAGGAAAAGGAGUUCGAACGGAGAUUAUGCGAAGGAUCAGAUAUGAUGCAGAAAAUGCUGAAUGACUUUCAAAGAGAGAGACUAGAAGCUGAGGCUAAAGCUGAUAAAUUAGUCAAUGACCUCUGCAAGGCUGUUGAACUUAAACGCUCCCUCCAAUCUCAAGAUCAAUUGAGGGAGAUUAAUGUUCAAAAAGAGGCUCUAGAACCUAAGACCAACCCUGAACCCAUCAACCAACAGGUUCCAGUUCUAGAAGAUUCACCCAGUUCUAUACCAUCACAGAAACCCGAGAGCAUAACAACUCUCGCCAAGGCGAUUGUGGUGAUAUUACCUGAAUCCUUGCCUAGCCAAGUCCCAGCCAGUAUAGUCGUACAGAAGGUGGAACCAACUGAGGGACCUGACUCAGAACCACCUAUGCUUAUUCAAGAAAAGGAGGAGGAAGUUUUGCCUUUGGCAAUAAACAACCAUCUCCUUAAUUGUGUUCAAGACACACCUCCAGAGGAACCUGUUCUAGAGGAAGUAGAGCCCACUACCUCCCCCCAAGAUUCAAUUGAGUCCGAGCAGGAAUCUACAGACGAGGAAGUACGUUGCACUGAUGAACUAAUUUCAUCUAUAGAAACCUGCGCAACUAAUGAUUCAUCUGAAGCCUCAGACCAUACUUUCUUUGAUUCCCUACUUGAUGGGUAUGACUAUGUCUGCCCGAAGGAUGGUUGGAACUUAAAGAGUUGGGAUGAACUUCUAAUGAGUGACGACGAGGACUCUUCCUUGGGGGAGGAAAAAGCUUGCUCUAUGGUUACCCAUCGACAUCUUCAUCUUGGUCGCGUGAAGUGCCAUAUCCAUGGUAAUUGACAUAUGGAUGCUAAAAUCAUGGGCACGAUUGAAAUAGCAUUAAUUAGAUUUGGUUGACCAUAUAAAUGUUUAUUUACCCU
Messenger RNA from Cuscuta campestris, 1738 nucleotides. The record is from the annotation of a GenBank genome assembly. NCBI's taxonomy places the organism in Eukaryota, Viridiplantae, Streptophyta, Magnoliopsida, Solanales, Convolvulaceae.